CUCUCGUUUACUCGUCCUGAGAACAGCAAAGAUGGCGAACAUGGACGUAGAGGACUUCAUUCAGCAGAACAGAGCUCUGGCCGACCAGGUGGACACGUUUCGGGGUUACUGGGAGAGCGAGAAGCACUGGCAGGCCCGGAGAGAGUUCCUCCUGCGGAACAUCAGCGACUUCGAGGACCCGCAUCUGGACCAGCUGGUCUCUCUGUCCAUGGUCUGGGCCAACAACGUCUUCCUCGGCUGUCGGUACAGCACAGAGCUGCUGGAGAGAGUGAAUGAAAUGGCUGAAGGCGUCGUGGUGGAGGACGCACCGAUCUUCAAGACGAGAGACGAGAUUAUGAAGAAGCAACAGGGUCGAUGACCGGCUCAGUGGUGUUGGAUAAAGCCUGAAGACCGACGGGACUCUGCUGUUGUUUACAUACAAACUGAGCUCGGAGCACAUGUCACGUGUUUUUUUUUUACAUGUUUUAUGAUGAACGUGUUAACAUCUUAAAUGUUUUAUCAAAAUCAGAAAGACUGUGUGACUCAGCUUUUACUUGUGGAGAGACAGCCAAGAUGUUUUUAGCAGUGUGGGAGCUUCACUGCUCGUACAUUUUUACACUAUUGUUUUACUUUUUUUUAAAGCGUACUCAUCGUUUUAUGUAUUGUUUUUUAAUAAAUUCAGAUGAAAGAUGACGUUUGGUCUUUUC
Molecule: messenger RNA, 686 nt
Organism: Anoplopoma fimbria (sablefish)
Lineage: Eukaryota; Metazoa; Chordata; Actinopteri; Perciformes; Anoplopomatidae
Gene: xtbd1
Product: CDKN2A interacting protein N-terminal like
Exons: 3
Coding region: 32-358 (108 amino acids)
Source: RefSeq, a predicted model, not a curated record